This is a messenger RNA of Miscanthus lutarioriparius, 552 nucleotides long. The record is from the annotation of a GenBank genome assembly. NCBI's taxonomy places the organism in Eukaryota, Viridiplantae, Streptophyta, Magnoliopsida, Poales, Poaceae.
AUGGCAAAAACAUCGGAAGUUAUUGCAGGCAUAGCCCUGGGCAUCCCAAUAAUGAGUUGGCUGCUGGUACCCAUCAUCACCUUUCUCGUGAACAAAUUCUUUUCCAUCCUCCUUAACGACACAUCAAGAAAACUCAGUAACCUGGAGAACCUCACUAUCCCAAGUCUGAAGGAGACUCUGAUAGAAGUAGAGGAGCAGAGGAUGCUUAGAGCAGCUAAAGAUGCGAGGUCUCAGUCUGAUUUGAGGACUCUCGAUGGACUGGCGACAGAACUCAAAUCUGCCUUGUAUGAAGCGGAGGAAAUCCUGGAUCUGAUAGAUUACUAUCGGAUCGAGAAGAAAAUCGUUGAUGAUGCCAAAGAGAAUGGCAGAAGCUGGGUGCAGCAAAUCCUCUGCGCUUUUGGCGCUUGCAUGGUCCACUGCAAGGGCAGCAGCUGGGUGCAGCACCUGCACGACGGCGUUGACUUUUGCAUCACCUGCUGCAAGGGGAGCUUGUUCGGAAGAUCAGGUGGGCAACUUCCAAUUUCCCGUGCAUCCUCCAUUUCUGUGGUGUAG